UGCCGGAGCCCGGGCGGGCCCCCUCCUUCCCGGGUCGGCGUCGAUGCUGAGCGGGCCGGGGGCGCUGCCUGCCUCCCCCGCACCAUGGAUGGCUUCUACGACCAGCAGGUUCCCUUCAUGGGCCCCGGGAAGUCCUGUGCUGAGGAGGGCCGAGGCCGGCCAGGGUCCGAUAGGAAAAGGAAAUUUUUGGAGACCGACCUGGCCCACGACUCGGAAGAGCUCUUCCAGGAUCUCAGCCAGCUCCAAGAGGCCUGGCUAGCUGAAGCUCAGGUCCCCGAUGAUGAACAAUUCGUCCCAGAUUUCCAGUCUGACAAUUUGGUCCUGCACGCCCCACCUCCGGCAAAGAUCAAGCGGGAGCUGCACAGCCCUUCCUCGGAGCUGUCGUCCUGCAGCCACGAGCAGGCUCUCUGUGCCGGCUACGGGGACAAGUGCCUCUACAACUGCUGUGCCUAUGACAGGAAGCCCACCACCGGGUUCAAGCCAUUAACGCCGCCCGCCACGCCGGUGUCUCCUGCGCACCAGGGAUCAGCCCUGCCGCCGCCGCCGGCCCCGGCUGCGCAGGCAGCUGCCCAUGGGGCGGCCCCGGUCCCACACCCGCUGCAGGAGCAGAGGCAGCAGACCUUCGCCAUGCCGCGGCCGCCUCACCCACCUAUGCACAUGCCAAAGAUGAUGUCUGAAAACCAAUACCACGCAGAGCACAGGUUUCAGAGGCAGCUGUCUGAGCCCUGCCACCCCUUCCCACCGCAGCCCGGAGUCCCAGGGGACAGCCGCCCCGUCUACCACCGGCAGCUGUCGGAUCCCCUUGGCCCCACUGCCCCACACCCCCCUCAGGGAUUCAAGCAGGAGUACCACGACCCGCUCUAUGAGCAUGGUGGCCCAGGGCUGCCCGGCCCCCCCAGCCAUGGCUUCCAGCCCACCAUGGGCAUCAAGCAGGAGCCCCGGGACUACUGCAUCGACUCAGAAGUGCCUAACUGCCAGUCCUCGUACCUGCGGGGGGGCGUCUUCCCCAGCAGCCAUGACGGAUUUUCGUUUGAAAAGGACACACGAUUGUAUUUUGAUGACACAUGUGUGGUACCGGAGAGGCUGGAGGGUAAAGUGAAGCAGGAGCCCACCCUGUACCGUGAGGGCCCUCCCUACCAGCGGCGCGGGUCCCUGCAGCUCUGGCAGUUCCUGGUCACCCUCCUGGACGACCCCGCCAAUGCCCACUUCAUUGCCUGGACUGGCCGGGGCAUGGAGUUCAAGCUGAUCGAGCCCGAGGAGGUAGCGCGGCGCUGGGGCAUCCAGAAGAACCGGCCUGCCAUGAACUACGACAAGCUCAGCCGCUCCCUGCGCUACUACUAUGAGAAGGGCAUCAUGCAGAAGGUGGCCGGCGAGCGGUAUGUCUAUAAGUUCGUCUGCGACCCCGAUGCCCUCUUUUCCAUGGCCUACCCCGACAACCAGCGUCCCUUCCUGAAGACGGAGCCCGACUGCCCGGUGCCCGAGGAGGAGACGGUGCCGCUGACGCACUUCGAGGACAGCCCAGCGUACCUCCUGGAGAUGGAUCCCUGCGGCAGCCUUCCCUACGCGGAGGGCUUCGCUUACUGACUCGGCCAGCCAGCAGAGCCACGAGCACUAGCGCAUCCACUUUGGGCAAAUACGGUUUUGUAAAGAAUAUUUUUUGCUGUUCAU
Messenger RNA from Haliaeetus leucocephalus (bald eagle), 1668 nucleotides. It is a transcript of the gene ETV5, whose product is annotated as ets variant 5. Gene Ontology annotation, biological process: cell differentiation; regulation of transcription by RNA polymerase II. Gene Ontology annotation, cellular component: nucleus. The record is from RefSeq and is a predicted model, not a curated record. The transcript is spliced from 12 exons. NCBI's taxonomy places the organism in Eukaryota, Metazoa, Chordata, Aves, Accipitriformes, Accipitridae. Gene Ontology annotation, molecular function: sequence-specific DNA binding; DNA-binding transcription factor activity, RNA polymerase II-specific. Bases 85 to 1584 code for a protein of 499 amino acids.